Dichotomopilus funicola is the source of this 465-nucleotide messenger RNA. RefSeq names its product kinase-like domain-containing protein. Gene Ontology annotation, biological process: protein phosphorylation. The record is from RefSeq and is a predicted model, not a curated record. The transcript has 2 exons. NCBI's taxonomy places the organism in Eukaryota, Fungi, Ascomycota, Sordariomycetes, Sordariales, Chaetomiaceae. Gene Ontology annotation, molecular function: ATP binding; protein serine/threonine kinase activity. Bases 1 to 465 code for a protein of 154 amino acids.
AUGCCUCCUACUCUUGAGCUGCAUCGCCAAGCCCAUAACAAUACAUCUUCCACAAAAGAUCCCUCCUGCUCCUCCGGCCGCUCCUCAAACGUAGUGUCCGCGGGGAGUAGUGGGUUAAUAGAACGCCUCCCAUGUGAGAACGUGAGGAAAUGCAUCUACUCGGAACGGGACUACGAGGCCUGUCAUCGAGAUCUUGAGCGCGAAUUUCAAAUCUACCAGAAACUGCCACAACACGACCGGUUACUACAACUCAUCAGAUACUCUCCUGAAGAAGGCCUCGUCCACCCGUACAUGACCAGAGGUAGCCUACGAGAGCAUCUCCGCGAGGCUGCCGCCGCCGCCACCACAAUCACCCUUGCCGAGCGGCUGCAGUGGGCUUGUGAUGCCGCCGAAGGUUUGCAUCUCCUCCAUUCCCACGGGAUCAUCCACAGCGAUCUCAAGCCCGAAAACCUCCUGCUGGAUUGA